GAAAAUAUGAUAAAUUUGAUGUUAUCAAGAAUAAGACACUGAUAUUUUAUGUGGAGAAUAGCUGUUUCCAAAUCUAAAAACAAUUUCUAUUCACUAUUUUUAACCAGUCAUGUAGAAUCUCUGUUUAACAGUUGAAAUUGUGAACAACAAUUUUGUUAUGGAAGGCCGUCUUUUUGGGCAUGAACUUUAGCUGUGCUAUAUUAGGUUCUGCCAGGCGUUCCACAGCCAAGCCAAGAAAGAAUGGAGAAGGUCUUUUCUAUGACUGCCGGCGAUGGAGAUCGCAGCUAUGCUCAAAAUUCCAGUUUUUGGCAGAAGAGCGUAUUAUUGGGCACAAAAUCGAUCCUGGAAGAAAGCAUUAGGUCAUGGAAAACCCUAUUUGAAUGCGAUAAACUGUUAAUUGCAGACCUAGGUUGUUCAUCCGGGCCAAAUACACUCCUUGUCACUCAAUUAAUCACUACAGAAAUCAGAAACAAAUAUGCAGACAGGGGAAUUGCUGUUCCAGAGUUUCAGAUCUUCUUUAACGACCUUCCUUCCACGGAUUUCAAUUCGCUUUUCAGACUUUUAUCAGCUGCAUCACCUGUGGAAACAUCAUGUUUUGUGGCGGGAGUGCCCGGUUCCUUUCAUAAUCGCCUUUUUCCACUCAACAGUCUCCAUUUUGUUCAUUCCUGCUACAGCCUUCAUUGGCUGUCUAGGGUACCGCCAGAGGUAGAAGACAGGAAUAGCAAGUGCUGGAACAAAGGGAGAAUAUUCAUCUCAGAGCAGGGGCCUGACGCAGGGGUUUUGAAUGCCUACUUUGCACAAUUUCAGAAGGAUUUCAAUGGGUUUCUGCGAGCACGGGCAAUGGAGGUUGUGAAGGGAGGACGGAUGUUUGUGGUUGUUAAUGGCCGUUUAAGUUCAGGCAGGAGGCGCCUCGGUACCGCCGCCGUCUACUGGAACUGGUUGGGAUCUGCCAUCCAGGAUUUGGUCUCACAGAAAUUUAUAGAAGAGGAAAAAUUAGAUUCAUUCAACAUGCCAUAUUAUGCUGCAUCUUUGGAUGAAUUGAUAGGUGAAGUGCAUAAAGAAGGCUCCUUCACCAUGGUGGGACAUGAGGUCAUUGUUGGUCAACGUAAUAUAGAGAAAAAUGAUGAUAUUGAAAAAGGAAAGUAUAUUUCUAAACAAAUGAGAGCAAUUUCAGAGAAUUUGAUUUCAUAUCAUUUUGGAGAAGAAAUGGUGGAUGUUAUAUUCAAUAGAUAUGCAGAAAUCCUUGCAACCAACAUGAGAGAAAUAGAAGAAGAAAUUCUAAAAGAGUCAACUAAGAUUGCUUUAAUAUUAGAACGAAAUGGCUCUACUUAAUGGAAGUCAAUAACAACUAUAUAUAGGUGCUAAGAUGUUACUAAAUUAUAAACAAAUAAAACAAAGUUAUAAAAUUUUUCAUUUGUCAUAA
Molecule: messenger RNA, 1423 nt
Organism: Cryptomeria japonica (Japanese cedar)
Lineage: Eukaryota; Viridiplantae; Streptophyta; Pinopsida; Cupressales; Cupressaceae
Product: probable methyltransferase TCM_000168
Exons: 4
Coding region: 241-1332 (363 amino acids)
Biological process (GO): methylation
Molecular function (GO): S-adenosylmethionine-dependent methyltransferase activity
Source: RefSeq, a predicted model, not a curated record